UCGAGAUGAUGGAAUGAUUAUCUUCCACUUCCUUCUUAAUUCCUUUUUUUUCAAAGGUGGACUUUUUUGGAUCAAUCGUGAUCAACAUUCCUUCGAGUGGUUUAUCAGCCUCAUCAGCGCCAUCGAGUUGGAACAGGCUGAGAUACCUGCAGCAGAUCGCUUUCUCGACAUCCAUCUCUACAUGACAUCAGCUCUCUUACCCAUAGACAUGAAGGCCAUCGGACUCCACGUCGCUCUCGAUCUCAUUCACAAGAAGAAAAAUCGAGAUACGAUCACGGGCUUGAAGACGAGGACCCAGGCUGGAAGGCCGGAUUGGGACGAGGUUUUCCAAAACCUGAAACAGCAGCACAAAGGCAAGAUCACUGUGUUCUUCUGUGGCUCUCCUGCUCUAGGAAAGAUCCUCUCAACCAAAUGCUUACAGUACCACAUGGAAUUCAGAAAGGAGAACUUCUAAGACCAUGAAGACAUCAUGUUUUCAAGAAUUGACCAAACACAAAGUAAUCUAACUUUUUAAAGAUUUGAAACGGAAAGUGCAGCAGUUACUAAAAUCCGCACACCGCGUGUCCCAUUCGGCACAAUACUUUCAUUCAUUCAUUUUAUUCAAAGGUGAACAUAUCUCCAUAUGACAAUAGACUAAUGAUUAUCUAUGUUUAUCACUGAGAUUAGUGCAAUCACUUCAUAUGAAAAUGUCGAAAAAUAACACUUUUUUCUUCUUGUGUUAUGGUCAUAUGGUUGUGCCUUGUGAAAGCCAAUAUUAACUUCAGUCAAACUUCAUAUUGUAUUUUGGAGUAUAUUUUGAAAUUAAGAGAAUCAACAACUGCUGUACAACACUGAUAUAGAUGAGAGAUAGUGAGAGUAGUUACCUACAUAAAGAGGGGGAGAAGAACGGGCAAGAUAAUGGAUAUUGGAACAUAUACGUUUACAUUAUUCGGGUGUUAUCUAAGUAAUGUAUAUAUCGUUAUUUUACAAAAUUUCCCCAAAAUGUAAUACAAUAUAAUAAGUAUGGAAAUAUAAGAGUAUUGUACAUGGAAACCAUAAAUGGUAAAAGACGGUGCCUUAUCUUAUACAGAAUACCAGUGCAUCUCGAUACUUUACCGAUUGCAUAAUUUAUACGGGCAUCCCACUUAAUCCAAGGAAAUUAUCAGAAAUCGCUUUCGUUAGUGAAGUAGAAUUUACAUGUUUGUAUAGGGCUAUUGUGU
Molecule: messenger RNA, 1199 nt
Organism: Strongylocentrotus purpuratus (purple sea urchin)
Lineage: Eukaryota; Metazoa; Echinodermata; Echinoidea; Camarodonta; Strongylocentrotidae
Product: NADPH oxidase 5-like
Exons: 2
Coding region: 14-454 (146 amino acids)
Biological process (GO): defense response; superoxide anion generation
Cellular component (GO): plasma membrane; NADPH oxidase complex
Molecular function (GO): superoxide-generating NAD(P)H oxidase activity
Source: RefSeq, a predicted model, not a curated record